AUGUCGAGCCAGAUCUCGGCGGCGCUCAAGUCCCGCAUUAAGCGGCCGUCGAUGCUGAACAAGAUCUGCAAGCCUGAGGAUCUGCUCCACCACUUCCCCAACGGCGCCUACAUCGGCUGGUCGGGAUUCACCGGCGUUGGAUAUCCCAAAAAGACCCCCACGUUCCUGGCAAACCAUGUCGAGCAGAACAACCUGCAGGGCAAGCUCAGGUACUCCCUCUUCGUGGGAGCCUCGUCGGGCGCCGAGACGGAGGACAGGUGGGCGUCUCUCGACAUGAUCGAGAGGCGGAGCCCCCACCAGGUUGGCAAGUCCAUCGCCAAGGGGAUCAACGAGGGCAGGAUAAACUUCUUCGACAAGCACCUGUCCAUGUUCCCCACCGAUCUAGUAUACGGAUACUACACAAAGGAUAGGCCAAAGAACAGCCUCGAUGUUACAGUGGUGGAGGCGACCGAGAUUCUGGAGGAUGGCAGCAUCGUGCCAGGAGCUUCAGUUGGUGCCACGCCAGAGCUCGUCCAGAUGGCAGACAAGAUCAUCAUCGAGGUCAACACUUCGCUGCCCAAGAUGGAGGGUCUCCAUGAUAUCACCAUGACGGACCUGCCGCCAAACCGGAAACCGUACCUGGUUAUGGCUGUCGAGGACCGUAUUGGCCGGACGUCGAUCCCCAUUGAUACCGACAAGGUUGUCGGCGUGGUGCACUCGGAUUACCAGGACCAGACCAUGCCCAACUCGGCCGAGGACGAGGCCUCGCGCGCGAUCGCGAGCAACCUGAUCGAGUUCCUAGAGCACGAGGUCUCCCAUGGCCGUCUGCCCAAGAACCUGCUCCCACUUCAGUCCGGUAUCGGCAACAUCGCCAACGCCGUCGUCGGCGGAUUGGCCAACUCGCAGUUCCAGAACCUCAAGGUGUGGACCGAGGUCAUCCAGGAUACCUUCCUGGACCUGUUUGAUAGCGGUAAGCUCGACUUCGCGACGGCAACCUCGGUGCGCUUCUCCCCCGAAGGCUUCAAGCGCUUCUACGAACAGUGGGACACGUACAAGGGCAAGCUGCUGCUGCGGUCGCAAUCGGUCUCCAAUAGCCCCGAGAUCAUCAGGCGGCUGGGCGUCAUCGGCAUGAACACUCCCGUCGAGGUGGACAUCUACGCGCACGCCAACAGUACGUGCGUCAUGGGUUCGCGCAUGCUCAACGGCCUCGGCGGCUCGGCCGACUUCCUGCGCUCGUCCAAGUACAGCAUCAUGCACACCCCCGCGACGCGCCCGACAAAGACGGACCCGCACGGCGUCUCGUGCAUCGUGCCCAUGUGCACACACAUCGACCAGACCGAGCACGACCUCGACGUGGUGGUGACGGAGCAUGGCCUUGCCGACGUCCGGGGGCUGAGCCCGCGCGAGCGCGCCAGGGUCAUCAUCAAGCAGUGCGCGCACCCCAUCUACCAGCCCAUCCUGCAAGGCUACUUUGACAAGGCCGAAUUUGAGUGCCUGCGCAAGGGCAUGGGCCACGAGCCCCACCUGCUCUUCAACUCGUUUGACAUGCACAAGGCGCUCGUGGAAGAGGGCAGCAUGCAAAAGGUCAAGAGCUGUUUAGCCUCCUGA
This is a messenger RNA of Gaeumannomyces tritici R3-111a-1, 1587 nucleotides long. RefSeq names its product acetyl-CoA hydrolase. Gene Ontology annotation, cellular component: mitochondrion. The coding region runs from base 1 to 1587 and encodes 528 amino acids. Gene Ontology annotation, biological process: acetate metabolic process. The transcript is spliced from 5 exons. Lineage: Eukaryota; Fungi; Ascomycota; Sordariomycetes; Magnaporthales; Magnaporthaceae. Gene Ontology annotation, molecular function: acetyl-CoA hydrolase activity; acetate CoA-transferase activity. The record is from RefSeq and is a predicted model, not a curated record.